AUGGAGAAUGCUUUAAGCGAACAUAUACAGGACUCGUGGAUGAGCUUCCUAUACUCCCAGAUCGACAAUCGUCUGGUUCGAGACGUUCCAAACUCUUCGCUCGACAUUUCAGACAAGCGAAUGAUCUUAAGCAAGCAUCUAGCUUCCGUACGUACUGCCGAGAACCUACUAUGUCAACACUUGAACUUCCUGCUCCCUGUGUAUCGCCUCCCUGACGAGAUUCUGGCUCACAUCAUGAAAUACGCCUGUUCGGAGGACGCCUCCCUCCCUUACCUUCCCACAAGGCUUAUGAGUGUCUCGCGCAGAUGGUGCGCGGUUGUGCGCUCUUUUGCCGAAAUCUGGGCGUAUCCACCGAUACCUGACUCCCAAGCAUGCAUCGAGGCUGCACUCUCCCGGGAUAGAUCGGUACCUCUUCAUCUGAGGUGGCAUAUUUCGGACCCUUCAAUGUCACGCUCAUUGGAAGACAAUGCUUUCGACUUGUACACGCCGACAUGCGGCAGCAUCACUCUGUCUGCCACCUCGGCCAACCUGCAGGCCAUUCUAUUCUCUCUAGGAAGCGUCGAAGCUCCCGUCUUGGAGUAUGUGUCCGUCGAAGUUGAUCUUGAUGAUAGAGAAGACCCGAACAAUCUACGAUGGCCUCCAAACUUAUUUCAGGGGGCAACGCCUCGCCUUCGCGAUCUAAACAUCUAUGACUUCGCUUGCGUCAACUGGUCCGACGCCCUGUUUUCUUCAACAUUGAGGAAGUUGGACGUUAGGCUUUUAGGAAGCGAUCAUAUACACGCUGAUGAUCUCACUGAUGAUGCUGGGUUGUCGUUCCAAGGCUUAAUCGACGCUCUGGAUCGCCUGCCGUGGUUGGAGGAGCUCGUCUUGAGUCGUUGCGUUUCGACAUCUUUACUAUAUGGGCCUCGAACAAGCGAACGAACGGCGGAUCUUCAACACUUGGAUCUUCUGGCUAUCAUGGACGACCCUGAAUCCUGUUCGCUUCUCGUCGAGGCUCUUGUGAUCGGGACCCAUACGUUGGUCGCAUACACCAUUUUUGACGCCAAUGAGCACCUUAUGGGAGGAAAGCUCGGACCGUUCUUGCGCUCACGAGUUACCGAGUGUUUUCAUAACUUGGAUAUCUUCGUCAGUCAUGAAGAUGAGGACGAUGACUCGAGACGCAUUGAUUUCUUCUUCCACAAUGGGGAGCUUACUGUUGCUCAUAUGAUCGUGGGAGCCGUCGUUAAUAUUGAGCCUGGCCUAACGCCGGACUGGUAUCGCGACCUGUGGACCACUAUGUCCGCGUCUCUCGAUAUGCGACACGUCUGGAGUAUCCGCAUCAGCUUAGAUUCAGACGCUGCCAUGAUAACCAAGCCGAUGUGGCUCAAGGCCUUUGCCCACGCCAGCCAAGUCGUACGGGUAAUAUGCGUGGAGUCCCGGCAAGUGCCGUCGUUGUCGCAUGCUCUCUGCCAUCAUCAAAAGUCGUCCGAACGUAAAGUUUUGGAGCAAUUAUUCCCACGUCUUGCGGCUGUAUGCACCUUCGGAACAAUGCCGCGAGAUGUUUUCCUACUGAAGCGUGCGCUCAAUAUCCGCCGGAGCGUUCCUGGCGGCAGAGCCCUCGGAUAUUUCUUGAUAGAUUGUGAACCUGCACUACGCAGGAUCACGCAGGCGCGUGCGCAGAUCGUGUGCGUAUAUCCUGACGGCAAGCGGGUUCCAUGGUUCGCUCCCCCUCGUGCAAAGCGAACUACUAUCCCUGGGCAAAGGUUCGAGGGGUUCGAUGUUCGUAGAGCUGUAAAGGCUAUGCGCUCCAAACAGCGUGCAAAGAAACUAGGAAAACCUCCUAGGUUGUCUGCUACGGAGCAUAGAUCAACAUUAGAAGCUGAGUAUGAGAUCGACUUUGAUAGCGUCUUUCAAUGA
Molecule: messenger RNA, 1896 nt
Organism: Peniophora sp. CBMAI 1063
Lineage: Eukaryota; Fungi; Basidiomycota; Agaricomycetes; Russulales; Peniophoraceae
Source: the annotation of a GenBank genome assembly